GUACUUGUCAUCUCGAUAUGUCUACAUGGGUUCUCUUAUUCUUCAUUACGUUCUGCAGAAUCAAAAAUCUUAAGAAACAACCCCAUUUUUCCACAACAUUUGCCGCGAAAUAGGCCAUUGAAGACAACUCUUGUACGAAAAUUAAAGCAAGGUUUUUCAGAGAAGCUUCUUUUUGGUAUGAAUCAGAGAAGCUUCUUUUUGGUAUAAAUCGGAGAAGCUUCAACGAAAAUUAAAGCAAGGUGUUUCACUUGUAUAGUCAGAAAGAAAACCUUGUACUUUCUACUGUGUCCUUAAUACUUUCCGUGGGGCCUGCAUUUGAUUGUUCAGAAUUCGGGAGCCUAAGACGCGCACAGCUCUGAGUUGACCCGACUUCCAACUUCUAACUUCUUCUAUAUCACUGUGCGAACAUUAAAGGAAAUUAUCAAUUUCAUCUACCUGAGAAACAAGCAUUCUUCAUUGAGCUUCCUGGGCCUCCAGCGAAGUUCAAAGUCUGGUUAAUAGCAGUUUAUCAUCGAUCACAGCAACACAUCGGUGGAAAAUGGCAGGAAACGGUGAAGCUCCGAAUGACAUAGAAAGCCAGCAAGCCCAGCACAUUCCAUUGAUAACUUCAAUGAGACAAGAGUUGGAGGAUUUGCCUAUUCUGUCUCCUUUGUGUUGUAUCUACAAAGUUCCUGAGCGGCUACGGCGUGUAAGUGAAAAGGCAUACACUCCUCAGGUUGUUUCUAUAGGUCCACUUCACCAUGGGAAGGAUAGCCUAAAAGCAAUGGAAGUGCACAAAAAGAGGUACCUGCAAGCUUUUAUAGUUCGGACCAAGGCCAGCUUGGAGGAGUAUGUAGUGAAAAUGAAGAACCGAGAAGAAAAACUGCGCAAUUGUUACGCUGAAACUAUUGAGUUUACAAGUGAUGAGUUUGUGAAGAUCAUUUUAGUGGAUGCUGCGUUCAUCAUUGAGGUAUUACUGAGGUACUGUAUCCAUGAAUUGCAGGAUGAGAAUGAUCGCAUAUUUAACAAACCAUGGAUGUUACAGGAUGUAUGGCCUGACAUGCGGUUGCUUGAAAAUCAGCUGCCAUUUUUCAUUCUUGAGGAACUUUAUGCUAGAGUCUCUUCUAAUGUUACUGAGGGGAAAUCAUUAAUUGAUCUUUCUCACAAUUUCUUCACAAGUCUGAUGCAUAUAGAGGGUACGGAAGGCAAUUUACAGACCAUACGCUCCUCUCCUGUACAUCAUUUUGUUGAUUUCUGUAGACACUUAUAUCUACCGCCACAACCAGAAUGGCCAGCUAAAGGAAAACUCGAAACUCUAACCACACCCAGCAUGACAGAUCUACACCGGGCUGGAGUCAAGUUUAAGGUGAGAUCAAGCAAAAAUUUAUUUGACAUACGAUUUCAAGGUGGGAUGCUUGAAAUUCCAAAAUUAGCAAUAAGUGAUGAAAUAGAGCUUACAAUCAGAAAUAUCCUUGCCUUUGAACAAUGCCAUAGCCUAGAGAAUAUCAUAAAUGAUUAUGUUGUUGUCAUGGAUCGCCUUGUGAACACCCCAAAGGAUGUGGAGUUGCUUGUCAAGUACGGAAUUGUUGAAAAUAGGCUAGGUGAUAGCUCUGGAGGGUCUAAUUUGAUUAACAAUCUUGCUGACGGGGUCAUCGUUGACUCCAAAGACUUCUGUUAUGCUACUCUUUGUAAAGACCUGAACAAUUACUGCAGUUGGACAUGGCACAAAUGGAAGGCGAAUUUGAGACAAAAUUAUUUCAACACCCCUUGGGCAAUUAUAUCCUUCACUGCAGCUGUUAUUCUUCUCAUACUUACUCUCAUACAAGCAGUGACCUCUAUUGUCUCUGCUGUGAAAGGUAGGUAAACAUAGUAAGUGUCCAUUGCCCGUUCUCCAUAUUCCUUCCUUUUGUUCCCUAUUCUUUGAGAUUUGUAAAUUAGUUUAUGAUGGCCCGAUGGUCAGUAAGAGUAUAUAGGCUCUUUUGCUGGUGGCAGUGUCGUGUAAGAUUGCUGGAUUAUGCCAGAUAUAGUAGAGAUUCAUGUUUGUACUUUGCUAUUGCCAAUAAGAAAUGUUAAACCUUUGUGUA
This is a messenger RNA of Rosa rugosa (rugosa rose), 2063 nucleotides long. RefSeq names its product UPF0481 protein At3g47200. NCBI's taxonomy places the organism in Eukaryota, Viridiplantae, Streptophyta, Magnoliopsida, Rosales, Rosaceae. Bases 539 to 1843 code for a protein of 434 amino acids. The record is from RefSeq and is a predicted model, not a curated record. The transcript has 2 exons.